This is a messenger RNA of Pseudogymnoascus destructans, 7018 nucleotides long. RefSeq lists its product as uncharacterized. The record is from RefSeq and is a predicted model, not a curated record. Bases 530 to 5506 code for a protein of 1658 amino acids. Gene Ontology annotation, cellular component: Cul2-RING ubiquitin ligase complex. Gene Ontology annotation, molecular function: protein binding. Lineage: Eukaryota; Fungi; Ascomycota; Leotiomycetes; Thelebolales; Thelebolaceae. The transcript has 4 exons.
CGCCCGGAUACAUAUUCAACCUUUACAUCCUCUAUUCUACUGUGGACUCGUUCCUUCCCUCCUCUUCCUCUCCUCUUCUUCCCUUCCUUCUCAGUCUUCACAGUCCCAUCUUUCUCUCCACAAUCUUACUUCAAUAGAAGGUUACACGCGUAGUACUCCUCUUCUCUUGUCUCGCAAUAUAUAUCUUUCUUUCUGUGCCCCCAGGACGGUAUCAUCCAGCGUCACCAUCUCUCUCGGUCUCAGACAACCCCAUAGGACUGCUCCAUGCGAAACUAAAGCCGCACUUGUGGAAUCUGUAACCAUUUCGCUGGUUAGGAUUCCUUUGACAGCUGCUGCCGUUAUUUCCUCUGCUUCCGCCACCACAUACGUUGAGGGAGUACGCUUCUCUCAUGGUUCCUCUUUUCCUAACACCCCCGGAUUUGGCAGGCGCGACGGAAACAAGAUAGCUCACCUGGACAGCACCUAAGCACAGGCUCUUUUGCAAACGAUUUCCCGCGACUGGGUGGUUACCAGUGCCACAUAACCAACAAUGUCAGCCCAGGAUGCUAUAGAUGAAGACGAGCUGUCAGAUGUUUCGAUGUCAGCAGAGACGGAGGAUUCGGAUUCAAGCGACGAUGAAGAAAUGGAUGCGCCUGCCCCCGAACCCGCCAAACACGGCUCGAAAACUCAAAGCCCGAUUGCUGCCUCGUUAGAGAACACCUCGCGGAAACGCAAGGCCCCAUCCGACAGAAGUGACUCUCCAGAGGACAUACCACAGGGAAAUAGGGAAUCUGGCCAUCCGAAGCGUGUCAAAUUGGAAUUAUCCCCAGAUGCGACUCUUGGAAGCAUUCGAACCCCGGAAGGCCGAUUACCAUCCGAUAAGUCACUGUUACCCACAGAAGUUUGGCAUCACGUCUUCACUUUUGCGUCGCCAAGAACUCUAGGUCGCUUGUUGCGUGUCAACAAGAGAUUUAGGGCAUAUCUUGAUCCUCAGUCCCCAGCAAGUACUUCUGUUAUUGCUCCUUUGUCCCGCAGCGUAGUUCCACUACGUCAACCAGAAGUUAUCUGGCAGGCCUCAAGGAGAUUAUUUCGUCCUUGGAUGCCCAAUCCUUUGAAUGAGAUGACGGAGCUUGGCAUGUGGAAACUUUCUUGUAAUUUUGUUUGCGACUUCUGUGAUAAACGACAAAAUCCCGUCUGUUCUAUAUCUCCAGAUCAGUGGCAUUCUGGUCCUGGUGAGGCUGGCGUUCGUCCUAUUUGGGCAUUUGCCAUUCGUGCUUGUGGGCCUUGUUUGCAGCUCCGAACUAUCAAGGAAAUUGAUCUCCUCCUAUCCUCGUCGGUGCCAUCACCGCUUAUGGCCGCACUCCCCUUUAUAUUUCUCACCGCUGAGCUUCACGUUGUUGCCUCAACAACCUUGCAGCAAGGCCAACCGCCUACAAACAUGCAGAUCGGCAAAUACUUCUACAAACCCCAUGUCGAAGAUAUCAAACAAGAAUUUUUCAGAGUGAAAGCUUUAGGCUCGGGAACUGCCGAAGAGUGGAUUAAAGGACUUGAAACCCGUGGAAAGGACAAACGCCUCGAUCUAGUGCGAUGGGAAAGGUGGGAAUCUUCUGGAGGCCUACAGCGUAUGCGGAGCAAGGAGCCAACGGAAGUCAACGGAACUAAUGGAAAGGUCGAUCUUCGACUACCAGCGGCUGUGCCCAUGCAGCCUGACUGUCACCCUAGCCAUGGACCACCUGGACUUUCAAAAAUCCCGGUUCUUUCCAAGGAGCAUCUUCCAAGUACUCAUAGGAUGCUCCCCAAGAAUACGCAUCUUCUUCCGCAGGUGACCCAAUUCCCAACUUUACCACAGCUAUUCGAGUCCCCUUCGAAAAUUGGGUUUGGCCCAUUUCCACGUUCAUUUCCUCCCCAAACAAGGCACGAACGGACGAAAGAAGAGGCCGACAAGUUGAAAGCGGCUAGACGAGCUGAAAUAGAACGCCGCUGUCUAUUACUUGACCCUCCGAUCACAGCAAAUGUAUUGGCACACAUGGCCUCUUUUCAGGCCGCCCUUCAAAUAAUCAAGCCGUUUAAUGAUAGCGCAUGGGAAAUGCUUAAGCCAAGAUUGUUAUCUCAACGCGCCGAUGCCCAACAGCGGGAAGACGACCGUGAGGAACUUACUCAAGCUGUUCGAGUGAAGUUGGAUGAGCGACUGUAUCAAGAUGGGCAAGCCAGGGAAGCCAAGGAAUUCGUUGACCGUGUAUGGGAAGAUGUACAAAGUAUAGUCAGAGCUCGUACUGGCGCCUAUGCCGAUGAAAUCAUCCGGGAUGGCUGGGCAUUUGGUAAGAGGGUCAAUAAGGAAACCAGCCCAAGGUUUGCCGCCGAGGUUCUUCUCUAUGUCCGCAAGAGGUUUUAUGCGGAAAUUGCCAAAGAAGAUGCACAAUCCAAGGCCACUGGACAAGAAUUGCGAGCGAAUUCGCCAAGUGGAGUUGGAUCUAGGAAACUCAGCCUGGAGAACAUGAGAUGGGUUUUUGAUAUGAAAAUCAAACCACAUACAGAGCAAUAUCGUAAGGAACUUUUUCUCUGCAACGGAUGCGAAAAUUUCAAAUGGUACGCAUUCGAAGGGGUCUGCCAGCAUUACGCUUCGAAGCAUACGAGCGAUCUUAGUUCUGGCAGUAUUAUUGUUCACUGGAAGGCCGAGUGGCCCGAAGAACCACCAUUUAAUCCAGAACCAAGCCUCGAAAAGGGUGCAACUGUGCCAGCGACAUCAUCUGUGGCUCCAUAUAUGAAUGGUGCAUUAACUGCAACUCCGGUGUCAACCCAUGGUGGGUACCAGACAGGGGUUGCUCCCAUACCGCCGAAUCCACACAACUCGCAACCUUUUUACAACUCUACUCCGGGUCAGUAUGCGGAUCCUCACCAUGCUUUGGACCAAUACACCGCCCAGGGGCAGGCCACGUACGUACCUCCAGCUUCUUUCCAGGCCUAUCCAGGAUUUCCAGGUCCGCAAUACCAGGCACAACAGGAAGCUGCUUAUCAGCCCUAUCCAUACUCUGGUUUUGAGACGCCGUAUUCCGGUGCUCCUCCUGUGGUAUACGAUACGUCACAGGCAACCCUUGUAUAUCAAGGUGCCAAUUUCGAGCCGCCGGCGUCUGUCCAGACUCAACACUCUGUACCUCCUGAAAUUCCAAGUCACAUCCCUCCUAUCGUUUAUAGGACCGAAGAGUAUAAAGCGCAGCUACAAGAUAUUGCGCUUAUUGCCAAGAGACUUUGGAGCAGCACCUCCGGGGUUAAGGAUAUGCCUGGUGGCGUAAGAGUUUACACCAUUCUCUACCACAUUCUACAACGUUCUCGAGAAAAGUACGCAGACGAUCCGCCAUUAAAGAUGCUCAUUGAUGGCCUCCAAAACAAUAAGGACAUGAGGCCAGUUCGCAAUGUCAACGGGCUAGCCUGCAAGACAUGCACAAUUGAAAGAGCGAACAAGCCAAUUAACCCCCACACCGUGUCUUCCAAAGGUACAAGCGCUGCAGACAGGAAACUUUUCUCUUUUCCUCAAUUACUCAACCACUUUCAAUCAACUCACAUUGAGAAUGCGAAGGCAAGCGCGCCAAGCCUGGACUGGACCAAGGACAUGGUCGAGCUUCCGGACAAGAAGAAAAUGAGAAACUUGCCCAAUGCUAAUGGCAUGGACGAUUAUAAGCUCCAACUAAUCAAAGAGGCCCUACCUGAUGCCUUCAAACCUGACACUCCUGAGCCGGAAGCAGAAAAGCCUCAGCCAUACGACAUGGGGGUUUCCCGAGAGAAUAGCCGUGAGCUUGCACCUUCGAAGGACAACCAUGAGCGGUAUUAUACUAUGCCUUCGCGAACGAGCCCGUCGCCUCCACUGGAAACACGCCGUCCGCCAAUCCAUGCAGUUGGUCAGCGCGGCGGCGAUUCCCCUCACAUGGUGCCAGAUCGCAAUGAUAAUGCGGCUAUGGGCUAUACGGAACGGAGGGUUGCAUCUCCCGUGGGAUACAAACGCAUUAAACGAGAAAUUUACCAAGUUGACAGUAUGAGCGAUUAUUCGGCAGAACCUAGACCCUAUCCCCAGCUCGAAGAGGUUGGUCGACGCUCUAGGAAUGCUCGCAGUCGAAUUAUCAAUCCCACUCUUCAAGAUAUCCCUUUACGACCAGAGUACAACUAUGAAGAAGCGAACCUCCUACCGCGCUUGAUUGAGAAAGUAGGCAUGGUCGCCAACCCAUCAUCUCCUCGGUAUCAAGAGCGCUAUGCGAGGCGAGUUGAUGAUAGCUACUACCGUGCCGAAGAAUCACGUCCUCCUGCUACGUAUGAUUACCCCAGGAAACCCGAAAUUGCUCAACAGCGGCCCAGACCGGACACUAGAGGUGCUGGCUCAGAAGAUGGGGAGGUGAGGAGCCAAUUGACGCCAAGUGAAAGCGUAGCCGCAAAAGAGGUCCCCGCCGACGCCAAAAUUGCCGCAGAGCAGUUUCUGGAUAAUAUAUUGCCUGCAGGUACUGGUGAAGAUGUAGCAACGAGUCCAGACAAUGGCCAGCACCUAAACGGGGUAGAUGCGAGAGCACAGUGGGCACCUGAGCGAAGAGAAGGCAGCGUGCAGCCACACAUGAUGGAACCAGUUCAAAGAGUUCAAUAUGGCUCGCGCAACGAAGAGUACCGGCUCAUUAAUGGGCGAGCGGUAACGCGAAACAGAUCACUCUCACCUCCACAUAUGCGACCAAUUCCUGAAACGGCAGGUGCGAGGCCGCCCCAGUACUUGCCCUACGGGUAUGAAGACCACAUAGAGGCGCCCCGACAGUAUUAUGCCGCGCGCCGCACGUCUGACAUGGUCGACCGCCGCUACGUUAUGGACGAGAUGAUCUACCGCGAUGAGCGCCCUAUCAACCCCGAUGCCCACCCUCGCAAGAGCGCCCGCUACGUCAGCUAUGAAAACCUUCGCUAUGAUGAUGAAGUCCCCCGCUCCCACUCACCCGUGUAUAUCACGGACCGCCUCCCAGAGCGCCGCCAAUACCGCGCCCUGACGCCCGGUGGAAGACACUACGCCCCUCAGGACCCGAUAUACGAACAUCACCGAGCACCACAGCCACAACAGCCCAUGGAGCAGGUGGCAUACGAGCGCGUGCCCCGUCCGGAGUAUUACCGCGUGUAUCCCGACGAGCAGCCGCGGCGACACCCGAGCGAACCACAGAUAGAGUAUGUGCGUGCGGACGCACAGGGGGAGUAUGUCGUGCAGCGCUCGUCUCUACGAAGAGAGCAGGAGCCCAUCUAUACGUAUGAUGGUGCCCCGCGGUACGAGGAGGUGCCGCAGAGGUACGGGGAGGUGAAUAGGUACGACGAACCGCCGCCGCCGCGUCAUCAGCGACAGCCGGUGUAUGAAGAAGCGCCACAGAGGCCGGUGUAUGAGCGUGCUGGCGCUGGUGUGCUGCCCAGCACCGCCGCCGGGAUGUCGAGAAACGAUCCCGAGUACUAUGAGGAGUAUGAUCCGCACCAUCCGGCACCGCUGCCGGAGGUGUCGCAAAGGCCACUGAGGUAUAAGUAAAUACUCGCCUCGUAGCCAUAUACGUUUGAGAGGGGCUCGAUCCAGUUCCGCCCCUUCUCUCUUUUUCUAUGUUUUUUAGGCGCGCCAGUUGUAAACGGCGAGUUAAGUGGGGGGAUAUCGGUUGUAUAGAUUCGCGGUGGGAAAUGGGAAAAUGCUUAUCUUGCUGGGACUGUACAGUACUUCUUUCUACUUCUUGGGUGGUGGCUGUUUUUGGGGAUAUUUUGACGGAAGGGAAUAUCAAAAAGAAAGUGGUUUGCUUUUGGUGUAUAUCCUGUACGAGUAUAUUUCUGGAAAAAGGGGGGGGUUGCAGGCGGGAGUACAGCGAGAGAAAGCAGGCAAGGCGCGUUUGGGGAUUCUGGGGUCUAUAAUUAAGAUGCUAAGUUUUGGCCCCCACUUUAAACCCAAGUCUUAAUAUUUUAAUGACUAAUCGUUGGUUUCCAAACCACCGCCUGGAGGCGGUUGGCGAAAGCGAUCCUUGCUGCGAAAGCGAUCCUUGCUCUCUCGGCAAACGCGAGCGCGUCCAAUGCGACAUCAGGACAACGCGACUAUCUGGACAACAAUUGACACGUAAAGUUACAAUCAUGUCAAUUGAUAUAGCUAGAAACGAAGCUAUUCAAAAAGCAAUUGAUUUCCUAAAUCAGAACCCAACGGAGACUAUCGCCGCAGCAGCUAGAAUCUACCAUGUACUCCCAACCACACUCCGUAUGCGACGCAUGGCGCAACGCCAACCACCAAAGCCUCGCGGAGGUAACAACAGAAUACUUUCAGAUAUACAAGUUAUAGCUAUACAAAGAUACAUUCAACGGUCAUAUGAAAAUGGGUACGGUGCAACGAAGCCAAUGGUGUUUAAUGCUAUCUGCCAACUACUAGCAGCUGAAAUCCCGACACAUCCACCACCGUCUCAACGGUGGUUCCAGACUUGGAUUAAGACUCAACAUGAGACUCUCCACACCAUUAAAACCCGGCCAAUUGAAGCAGCACGUGUUGCUUCUCAUGAUGUAUCAGCUAUCAAAGAAUGGUUUCAUGGAUUCAAAGAUGUGUGCAAUCAAUUAGAUGUUACUGCAGCUAACAUCUACAACUUUGAUGAAGUUGGGUUCCGAGUGGGAAUGAGCACCGGUGAACAUGUGUUAGUGCCAACAGCAGUAAAGGAGCUUUAUAUACAAGCUCCAGAGAAUCGUCAAAGUCUCACAGUAAUAGAGACAAUUUCAGCUGCUGGCAUUGUACUUCCACCGUUCCUAAUAAUUCAAGGAAAGCUUCAUAUGGAAAGUUGGUACCAUGAUAAUCUACACGGUGAUGAGAGAGUUGCAGUAUCAGAUUCAGGAUAUACAAACUCUGAGCUCGCAAUGGAAUAUCUACAGCAUUUUAUUCAACAUUCUGCACCCUCUACAAAGACGAAGUUGCUUAUAAUGGACUCUCACAUUUCUCAUGAAGUUCCAGAAUUUAUAAUACUUGCACAUCAAAACAACAUACAUUUACAUGUAUUCCCUUCUCACCUUACACAUAUACUACAAC